Messenger RNA from Ilex paraguariensis (yerba mate), 210 nucleotides. NCBI's taxonomy places the organism in Eukaryota, Viridiplantae, Streptophyta, Magnoliopsida, Aquifoliales, Aquifoliaceae. The record is from the annotation of a GenBank genome assembly.
AUGAGACAGCGUCACAAAGAAAACAACACCCCUGGUUCUGGUGGAAAACUAACCAGCAGUGUUUCUGCAAAGAGAAACAAGAGAAAAUCUAGCCCCAAGAUGAGUAGCCCAAUUGAGAAGAAAAUCGAUUUCAACGAUGGGGAAUCUAUCAGACAGCCUCUGUCGCCCUUGCAAUAUAACUCCCCCGAGUCUAGAAUGCACAAAAAGUGA